AUGAGCUCCAGACGGGAGCUGACGAGGACGGCCUCGUCGAAUCUGCGUACCGGCGCCGCGGCUCGCUCGAGCGUGCGACCGGGAACGCGGACCUCGAAUUUGCGAUACCAGCAUGGCCCUUCCCAGACCCAACGUCCCGCCUCGCCCGCCGAAUCCGUCGCCUCAGUCGCCACCAACGCGACGAAGCGUAAGGAGCGCGAGUACGACUUUGAUACGCCGGGCCAGGAGACCAACAUCAACGUCGUCGUCCGAUGCAGAGGCCGCAACGAUCGCGAGGUCAAGGAAAACAGCGCCGUUGUCGUCCAGGCUGAUGGCGCAAAGGGCAAGAAUGUCGAGCUGAAGCUCGGCCCGAAUGCGCUGAGCAACAAGACGUAUAACUUUGAUCGCGUCUUUUCUGCAGCGGCUGACCAGACCAUGGUCUUCGAUGAUACCGUCAAGCCAAUCUUGGAUGAGAUGCUCGCUGGCUUCAACUGUACAAUCUUCGCCUACGGCCAGACCGGUACGGGCAAGACAUACACCAUGUCAGGUGACAUGACAGAAACCCUCGGCCUCCUCUCUGAUAAUGCCGGCAUCAUCCCCCGAGCUCUCCACGCGCUGUUCAAUAAACUCGAAGUGGACGACACCGAGAGCUGCGUCAAGUGCUCAUUCAUCGAACUCUACAACGAAGAGUUACGCGAUUUGAUCGCUGUCGAGGACGGCCCGAAACUGAAGAUCUUUGACGACACAUCAAGAAGACACGCGACGACAGUGGUGCAGGGUAUGGAGGAGAGACACAUUAGAAACGCCGGUGAGGGUAUCAAGGUUCUUCAGGAUGGAAGCUUGAAGCGCCAGGUCGCGGCGACAAAGUGCAACGAUCUCAGUUCCCGAAGUCACACGGUCUUCACUGUCACCGCCUACGUCCGCAAGAAGGGCGAGGAUGGAAGUGACGACUACGUUAGCGCCGGCAAGCUCAACCUCGUCGAUUUGGCCGGUAGUGAAAAUAUUCAACGAUCCGGGGCGGAGAACAAGCGGGCUGCUGAGGCGGGCCUGAUCAACAAGAGUCUUUUGACACUCGGCCGAGUCAUCAACGCGUUGGUCGACAAGGGCCAGCACAUUCCGUACAGAGAGUCGAAGCUCACCAGACUUCUGCAAGACUCCUUGGGUGGACAGACGAAGACGUGUAUCAUUGCUACCAUUUCGCCGGCAAAGAGCAAUCUCGAGGAGACAAUCUCAACACUCGACUAUGCAUUCCGAGCCAAGAACAUUCGCAACAAGCCGCAGAUGAACGCCAUGAUCAACAAGAGGAUGCUUCUCAGGGACUUUGCGACCGAGAUUGAGAGGCUCAAGAGCGAGCUGAUUACAACGAGACAGCGCAACGGUGUUUACCUUUCCAACGAGAGCUACGAGGAGAUGACGGCCCAGAGCGAAUCGAGACGCAUUGUUAUGGAGGAGCAGGCAGCCAAGAUGGAAACUCUCGAGGGCAACCUGAAGAACAAGGUGCAGGAGCUCUUCGCUCUGACAUCUAGCUUCAUGGGGCUGCGGAAGGAUCACGAAGGCACCAAGGCUGAGCUCGAUGAGACCCAGGAAGUUCUCGAACAGACCGAGGUCGUGCUCCAGGCCACAAGAAGGAGCCUCGCCGAGGAGACUCACCUCCGCAAAGCUCACCAGGAAACCGAGGAGAAGCUGGCCGAAGUUGGCGGGGAGCUCAUUGCGACUCUGCAGAAGACGGUCCACGAUGUGGAUGGUCUUAGAGCGAAGAACAAGAGAAAGUCGGAGCUCCAAUCCAUCAACCGAAGCGCAUGGGGCACAGCACAAGCCGAAGUGUCUGAAGUGACGAAUCUCGUGGAGCAGCGUGUGCAGAAUUUCCAGGAGAAGCAGCGGGAAAAUAUCUCGGGUAUCUCUGAGCGCAUGAACGCUUUUGUCAGUGAAGAGUUGGGAAAGCUGUCUUCUACCCAGCAGUUCCUCGACGAGCAGCUCGACUCCUUUGCGGAAUCGAGGAAGCAGCUUUUGGAACAGAACGAAAAGUCCAAGGAUGAGAUGGAUGACGUUCUCGAGGAGAUUAAGAUCGUUCGCGACACCGUCAAGCAACAGGUUGGAGAGAGUCUUCAUGCCAUUGCUGGUGCUGCGGAGCGCAUUGCUGCAGAUGUCCUCAGCGAGCUCGACACUUUCCACAGCCAGUUGCACUCUUCGUAUAGCUCUCUGGGUAAGGAGUUCAAGAGCAUGUUUGAGGAACUUGUGAAGCACAUCUCGGAACAGCGAAGUGAAUCCGACAAACUCAGACAACAACUCGAGAGCGCAACCAACAACGUUAUCGAGGAGAACGAGACUACCUCGGCUCAGAUGCAGCGAGUGUUGGAUGAGGAGAGGAAGCAAGCGGCAGUGGACCGACAGAAUUUGUUGACUCAGAUUGCAUCUCUGAUCAACGCUCAGGCGACAACUCAAGAGACGCGCCUCGCCGAGAAGACUGCGCAGCUGCAGAAGAAGGUCUUGGCCACGAAUGUGACGCUGCAAGACACGGUGACCCAGUAUUCUGAGGAUAUGGGCGCGUGGGAUACCAAGGAGAGCCACUUCCUUGUUGAUGUGGCCAAGUCUCGUGACGCAAUGAAGAAGAAGUUGAAGGAUGACUGGACUAUCGCCGAGGAACACAGCACGGCCAUCCAAGCAACCACGAAGUCGGUGCACGCCGAGACUGUCCGUGUCGUGGACGAGCAACUGAAGGAUCUUGACGUUCAAAUGGAGGCGUUGGACGACUUUGUCACUCGCGCUCGUUCCGAGAACGCCUCGCAUCACGAACGCCACAACGAGUCCAUGCAGGGCCUGUCAUCUACUGUGGAGAAGUCGUUCGGCAACAUCUCGAGCCAUUUCAAGACUACGUUUGACCGCGUCAAGGACCUCGGCGAGGAGAUGGAGACCGAAACCGAGGAGAUGCAGCAAGGUCUGGACCCGUUGACCCAGCAAUUGUCGAAGCCAUUGACUGCGCUCCGGGAGGACAUUGAAACGACAACUAUCCAGGAGUACCGCCCGACAGGAGAGACGCCCAUGAAGGUCCAGUACCGGUACCCGACCGACCUGCCCCGGACCGAAGCGCACGAGGCCCUCCUCGCUGAGCUCAGCGAUUCCGCGACGCCCACCAAGCCCGCGCCCGAAGCCAUGGUCUUCUCGGACACGGAAAACGACCUGUCCCGGUCACCGCCACCGGCGCGCACGUCGACUCGUAUGUCGGCCCUUAGCAUGAUUUCGGAGAUGCCCCCCUUUAACAUGAGCCUUCGCGAAGUGAACCCCAACACGACCGGUAACCACGGCUUCGACCCGGCGACGAGCAUCAUGUCCAUCAACGAGAACACGGCGCCGCUGCUUUUUAGCAAGAGGACCUCGACGCGGCCUGUGGUCAAGGGCCGCAAACAUGCUAGCUUGCUUCCCAUCGAGGGGCGGGAGAAUCUGCCCCCUUCGUCCUUUUCGUCGAGUUUGGGGCCCAGAAGGAAGAGCCCACGGUUGAAUUAG
This is a messenger RNA of Colletotrichum acutatum, 3480 nucleotides long. RefSeq names its product kinesin motor domain-containing protein. The record is from RefSeq and is a predicted model, not a curated record. Bases 1 to 3480 code for a protein of 1159 amino acids. Gene Ontology annotation, cellular component: spindle microtubule; nucleus; mitotic spindle. NCBI's taxonomy places the organism in Eukaryota, Fungi, Ascomycota, Sordariomycetes, Glomerellales, Glomerellaceae. Gene Ontology annotation, biological process: spindle elongation; microtubule-based movement; mitotic spindle assembly. The transcript is spliced from 4 exons. Gene Ontology annotation, molecular function: ATP binding; microtubule binding; plus-end-directed microtubule motor activity.